Messenger RNA from Enterobius vermicularis (human pinworm), 1689 nucleotides. The record is from the annotation of a GenBank genome assembly. NCBI's taxonomy places the organism in Eukaryota, Metazoa, Nematoda, Chromadorea, Rhabditida, Oxyuridae.
AUGGCUUCUCUUGACCUGCAGACUAGCGUUCCACCCCCUGUUUUCAACAGUGCUGUUUCGUCUAAGCAGCAGAGUAGUCGUUACCGCGAUCAAUCACCUCCCCGAAGAAGUCGACAUGAUUCUGAAUCAGAUAAUUCUCCUCCAAGAAAGUCAAAACCUAACUCCAUGCCCGAUCAGUCACCGCCUAGAAGACGUCGAAAUGCUUCUGAAUCGGAUCAUUCUCCACCAAGAAAAUCAAGGUCUAGCUUUAAACCAGAUCACUCGCCGCCUAGAAGACGCCGGCAUGAUUCUGAAUCAGAUACUUCUCCUCCGAGAAAAUCAAAACCUAACUCCAUGCUCGAUCAGUCACCGCCUAGAAGACGGCGAAAUGUUUCUGAAUCAGAUAAUUCUCCACCAAGAAAGUCAAGGUCUAGCUUCAAACCAGAUCACUCGCCGCCUAGAAGACGCCGGCAUGAUUUUGAAUCAGGUAGUCCUCCAAGAAAGCCAAGACCUAACUCCAUGCCCGAUCACUCACCGCCUAGAAAACGUCGAUGUGCUUCUGAAUCAGAUAACUCCCCACCAAGAAAAUCUGAAUCUGAAUUGAAAACUGAUCGUCCACCGCUUAGAAGAUAUCGACACGAUUCUGAGUCAAACAGCUUUUUACCAAAGAAAUCGAGAUCUGAAUUGAGAUCUAGUCGUUUUCUUAGGAGACACCAUCGUGGCUCCCAAUCCUCCCAAUCGGAUAACUCCCCACAAAGAAAAUCUAGGUCGCAUUUUGAUUCUAGUCGCUCAUCUUCUCGAAGACGUGAUGAGAGGCUGGAAGAGGGUUCUUUGAAAAAAAGAAAAAGAGAUGUGACAUCAAACGAAGGAACUUUUGGAAAGAGUCGUUCUUCUACACCAGAUCUCUCCUUACGAAGAAAACAGAAGUACUACUCAUCGUUGCAGAAGAGCCACCGAGUUUCUCAGCAAGAACAAGGUCAGGAACAAAAGCAGAAACCAACAUCUUCUUCUAGGAAACUCGUUAAGGAUUUAGGACUUGGUAAGAAGUUUUUGGAAAGACUGCGAAAGUUUGUUUUCAAAAAGUCAUCAUUUGGAACGACUCUUGAUGGUAAAAAAGCAGGGCUGCAGUGUGUUAAGGAUAUACGUGAAGAAUUGAGUAAUUUGAAGAAGAAAGAAGAUGAGGUGUUCGACACUUUGGGCGAUGAAGUCACUGGGCGUAAUGCAGUUGCUGUACAGCGUAAAAAAAUGACAGGGAAGGAUCGGGAGAAUAUUGAGGAUCGAGAGAGGAAGGAAAGGGAAGCAAAAAAACAGCAGGAGCUUGAAGAAAAAUAUAAAGUUUGGAAUCGAGGUGUACGACAAGUAAAACAGAGGACCGAGAACUUGAAUGAAAUGGCGCGGGUUGCUCAGGAAGAGUUUGCUAGAACAGCUGACAAUGAAGCAAUGAACGCUCAUAUGAAGGAGAUGCUUUUUAAAGAUGAUCCUAUGCUCCAUUAUAUAAAAAAGAAAAAGAUGAAGAAGGCAUUGAAGGCAGGAGAAGUUUAUCCGACGUACCAAAAAAGUUAUCCUCCAAAUCGGUUCAACAUUCCUCCUGGUUAUCGUUGGGACUCUGUGGACCGAUCCAACCAUUUUGAAGAAAAAAUUGUUCAGGCGGCAAAUCGUAAAGCAGCCCAAGAGCGAGAGUACUAUGAAAAUAUUUCAAAAUAUGAAUAA